GGUUUUUCUCCUCACCGAAGAGAGAGGAGGAUCGGUGUCCAAAAACCACCGCGACCGACAGAGAGAAGGCCGACCGGGAAUCACAAAUUAACAAUAAUAAUAAUAAUAAUAAUAAUAAUAAUAACGGAUACAUCACGGGAAAUAAACCGGGUGGGGGGGGGGGAACAGGAAGAGGAAAUUAAACAUCUGAACAGCCAGAGGUUUUUCCCCGCAGCAGGCCGGCGGUGUGUCUGACAGAAAUGGGGUUGUGGUUCACCUGAUAGGAACCGAGCAGCGGACCUGAGGGAGGACAGCCACCGCGCGCAGACAUGGCCCACGUAGGCAACGGAGCGACCGCCGAGGAGGAGGACUGCUUUGAAGACGCCUUCGACCGAAUACCUGCGGCGUGUCAGAUGGACCUGCAGACAGCCAUCCAGGAGACUCAGUGUGCUCUCAAUCUGGUCCUCAACGACAAGUUCUCUGAAGCCCUGGACCUCCUCAAACCUUGGUGGAGGGACAGUAUGUACCAUGCGUUGGGUUACAGCAGCAUCCUGGUGAUGCAGGCGACCAUGACCUUCGACCACAGAGACAUCCAGGCUGCCAUGGCAACCAUCAAGGAGGCGUUAAACACCUGUCAGAGGUUCAGGAAGAGGAACUCGGUGGUCGGAUCUCUGUCCAAUCUGAUCAGCAAGCAGUCCAACCUGCAGGAAGAGGAGAUGCACGCAGAGAUCUGCUAUGCUGAGUGUCUUCUGCAGAAAGCCACGCUGACGUUUGUACAGGAUGAGAACAUGAUCAGUUUUAUCAAAGGAGGCAUCAAGAUUCGAACGAGCUACCAAAUCUACAAGGAUUGUCAGAAUGUGCUGAGUGUCACUCAGGACCUGGCCAGCCAGUCUGAUGCGUUCAAACAGUUUGAGGGCGGAGUCAAGCUGGGCAUCGGAUCCUUUAACCUGAUGUUGUCUCUCCUCCCUCAGAGGAUUUUGAGGUUGUUGGAGUUCAUCGGAUUCUCAGGAAACAGGGGGUUUGGUUUGUCUCAGCUGAGAGAGGGAGCCUCCAGUCACAGUUUGCGUUCGAUCCUCUGCGCUCUGACUCUGCUCUUCUACCACACAUAUGUGUCACUGAUACUUGGAACUGGAGAGGGGAACCUGGUGGAGGCUGAAGCUCUGCUGGAGCCGUACCAACACAAAUACCCAAAAGGCUCCAUCAUUCUCUUCUACUCUGCUCGCAUCGCCACGCUGCGAGGAAACUUCGAGAAGGCCCGGGCGAGGUACGAGGAGUGUAUCAGCAGCCAGCAGGAGUGGAAGCAGGUCCACCACCUGUGCUACUGGGAGCUGAUGUGGACUCACUCCUACCAGCAGGAGUGGCAGCAGGCGUACCACUACGCCGACCUGCUGUGCAAAGAGAGCCGCUGGUCUAAGGCUAUCUAUGUGUACCAGAAGGCGGCCAUCCUCAGUAUGAUGUCAGGGGAGGAAGUCAAGAAGACGGGGGAGGACAUCAUGGAGCUCUUUAGGCAGGUGGAGGGGCUGAAACAGCGCCUGGCAGGGAAGUCAAUCCCGACGGAGAAAUUUGCAGUGAGGAAGUCCAGACGCUACAAAGCUGCUAACCCCGUCCCCCUGGUCAUCCCCGCACUGGAGAUGAUGUACGUUUGGAACGGUUUCACCAUCGUCGGGAAGAGAGCCGACGGUACCGAGGCCCUGCUGGUUACCAUAGAGGCGGCUGAGGAGCAGCUUCGCAACGACCCUAACCCGUCAGAGUUUCAUCCAGAUGACAGCUGCCUGGUCCAGAUGUUGAAGGGACUCUGUCUGAAACACCUGGGCAGGUUAUUGCAGGCUGAGCUCUGCUUCACGCAGGUCCUGUCCAGUGAGAGUCGUAUCAGAUAUGAUCACUACUUGAUUCCCUUCACUCUCUAUGAGUUGGGUCUGCUGUAUAAACAACAGGGAGACUUCACCAAGGCUACCACAUACAUCGAAAAUGCCAAGACGAACUACAAGGACUACUCCAUGGAGUCCAGACUGCACUUCAGGAUCCAUGCGGCCCUCAACAGCCUCAAAGGAUCACCUGUUGGCACCCCAUAAUACUCGAAAACAACUCAUACUGCAGCUGGAAACAACAGUGUAUGAAAUAUGAAUCCAGGGAUUUCCCUCACAAUUCAGCUGAUGGAAAUGAACCGCCCCUUUACAAAGAAGCUUAGGUGUCAUCACAUGUCCACCAGGACUCUCUUUUUCUCCAUUACUAGCAACCUUAUAUUUUAUUUUUCCUUAUUUAUUUUUUCAAGUGUAUGGACAGAUGAGAUUAUUUAUUUACUUGCAUCUCUUCUCAAACAGGCUCAGGCUUCCUAUUAAUGUCUGCCAACUAAACAGAUUUUAUCGGUAGAUGCAGAGUCAUGGUUCAACGCCAAAUGUCAAUUUAAUCAACAUACCAAUAGUUAAUAAUGGCUCCUUUACUGUCAGUAAGGAGACUAUAACACAUGAGGAGUUCCACUGUAAGGGCUCGUUCGCUCAGAGACGCUUUGCACAGGAGACAAUUUUGAACUCAAUGGCGACUUUUUGAUAUAAAAGCACAAGGUAAGAAAAGGUUUAAACCUUUGAGAAGACGCAGCGCGGAUCACCUGUCAAACCACAAAGGGGAAACCAAGAAGUGACGAGAGAUCUGAGAAAUCCAGGCAGUAUUCCCGGUCGUCCACCUCUGGCAGUACGCUUAGCGUCUUCUGUCGCCCUGCAGCUCUGUCUGAAAGACCCUAAAAUCAGAUCUUUACUGUUCGAAAAACUGGUAUUUCUACCAAACAAAUCAUGGCCUUAAAGUUAAGUACAUUAUAAUUUUGUAUUAAAGUUACAACUCAUUGCAAGACCUUUGCUCACAAAAACGAUGUAUAUUUUUAGGAUAGAAUCAUAAACACUGAUUCGGAUACGGAGUUGAAACGUGUACUGAUAAAACUGAUGAGUGCGUUCGUGUUAACAGCAGGGAGAGGUGUGUGUUGGAACACACAGUAUCUAUGCUUUAUAUUUUAUUUACUAACUUUUUUUAAUUUCCUAAUAAUGCAUCAUGCCACAUGUGCACAUAGCACACGCAGUCACAGCCUUCUCACCAACCGUGGCUUAUACAAACACACACACACACACACACACACACACACAACAUAACACACUCAUUCCAUGUUUGCACAUACAUUGGGAAAUAUGCCCAGAGACACAAACACACAAACGUCUGUAAACGCACACAUUUAGCAGCAAUAUAAAAUAACUUGUGCUGUUAGUCAAUCAACUUCGCCGUCAUUCUGUCACUCAGUGUGUGUCCAUGUUUAACAGACUGUAGUUUAACUGUAGUUUCAGUUCUUUUAUUUGUCAGAGGCAGAGCAGCUUCUGAGGCAGUAAUUACCUCUUUCAGAGAUGUUUCUAGAGAGUUGAGAGGGAAAAAAGGUUUGCCAGUUGCUUCUUUAAAAAUGUUGGUAAAGCUGUAAAUUUGCAUGUCAAAGUUUAGCAAAGAAGAAAGAAAUGUGGUUCUUUAUUGGCUAAAAGAUAUUUAUUUCUUCCUUCAGAGCAGGUCUGCCUCUGAGAAAUGUUUGCCCGACUAAAACUACACUUGCUCCACGUUUACUCAACCUUCUGUUGACAAAAGACUGAAAAGACCGAAGGCUUUAGAUUAAUCUCAAAGUCGUCGCUCUGUUUCGAGCUGCUAACGUCCUUACUGUUAUAUACAUAUGGCUUUGGCUGUAAACACACAAGCCAAGGGAGAUGGUUCUUCUUUUAAGUAGUAUUAUAUUAUAUAUCGUAGAUUAUGUAGAUCAACAACAUACAUGAAGAGCAGUCCGUUUAGUAUCUGUUUAUGAACUGAUAAAUGAAAAUAAUCUAUGAUCUCCAAACACCACCAUAAAUACAAACAAAACAACAAGGACAUGAGAGCAUAAUAUAUUUCAUGACCUGUUCUCAUCACUAGUUUUAUACUAUUUACUAUUAUGUAUAUGAUAUAUUAACACAAUUAUUAUUUACUGUGUCAAACUAAAAAGGUACACUUGUUUUAUACCAGGUGGGUUUGGGACAUGGAUGGAUGAAAAUGAUUUCAUCCCCAACUAAAGUUUUGUCGAAUGAGGCAGUACAGCUUGGCCCCAAAAACAGUGUGACACUUAAUAUUAAACCCAGUGCAUCAGAUAAAGCAGUAUAUCAGUGAGUUGAGGAGUUCUGUCAUUCCGAACAACAAGAAACAGUAGCGGAGUCGACUUAAUUGCAUCUUUGCUUCCAUUUGAGACAUCGGGCGUGAAGGACACACUUUCCCCGUGAAAGAGUCGUGUCCUACUGAUUAAAUGCGACAGUGGUAAAAAAAUUAACUUCUCCCUAUAAUGAAUGUAUCAACCUAAAGACCAAAUUAUAUGUGUGUCUUGCUGUACGUGUCUUUUGUUUUUUCGUGUGUAUUUUGCGCCUGUUAAGAGUUUGGGCGUAGUUUUGUUCAUGUGUUUGUGUGAUCUGAAACUUUACUUCCGAACAACUUCAUUCGCCAAGUGCAGUAAAUAUUCAGGAGCUUGUUGGUAAAGUCAAUAACAGUUUUACUCAAAAGACCAGAGUCCUCUAUCUAAAAGAGUUGUGGCAAUAAAUACAGUGAAGUCGCAGUAGUGCCCUGAACUAUAGUACGAUGUUCGAUCAACUGCUAAUGCUAGGAAACUGCCAGCAGAGUUUUUGGCUAAUGUUGAUAAUUAAACAAGGUUUUGCUUCUGGAAGAACAAAAUUGAACUCAGUUAAUAUUAUAGAUAAUGCACUAAUUGUUAAAAUGUUCAGUCAGUCAGUUUGCUAUUACAUGAUUGAUUUAACAAAGUGUGGUGUUUUAGCAUCGCACCCCUAGCUUGUUAGCAUGCUGCCUGUUAUAACUUAUUAUAAUAUGCUAAUAUAUGGUAAUGUCCCUAUUAGCAUAGAAUAUUUUAAAAUGUUAGCAUUAUCACUCGAGAUAGUGUACUCUCAUGUGCAUAAUACUUGCCUCUCAUGAAUUAUCAUUACAUUCAAGUCAGAGUCACAGCCGAUCUUUCAAAAACCCAGAAGAUCUUACAGCUUUAAAAAAAAAAGAUGUUUAACCCGUUUCCUUAUCCAAACAAAGGUGAUAGCUGGAAAUCCUUGCUCAUUUUGUACAACACAAUAAAAUAUAAACACAUUAUUGUGUAUGCAAAUAUGAAAUAAAGGAAUAUAACAUUAAUAUUCACAUCAUACAAAUCAGACACAGUAGAGAUUCUUUCAUUUCUGGCUAUCACCUUUGGAUUAAGAGGUUGUUAUGGAACUUACGAAAGUAGAGUCAUAAUUUAAGAAAUGGGUUAAAAAUCUUUUUUAUUGAGCAGUGGAUGAAAUAUUUUUAUCCAGAUAGUAUGAUAGACAGUCUGUAAAAGUGUUGUUAAAUGACCUUCUGGGAUUUGUCUUUCAGCCAGAUGUGACGGAUCCACAUUAAAGUUUUUAUCAAUGUUACUAUAAAGAAUAACAAUUAUGGAUGUUUUUGGUGUCAAGUAAGGUGAUCAACAGCUUGGUGUACUCCUUAAAAAUGAUUUGCAACCUUUCAUUGUCACAACCUUUCUCCAUAGAAGGCUUUGGUUCAUGUAUUAAUGUCAGUGUCUCUGUGUUAAACUGUAAUUAUUAAUAGGGUUUUCUAUAGGAUUUACUUUGCAUGUUAUUCUUCAUUAUGUUUAAUCUUUUUUUCUGAGACAUUAGUGUAUGUGCUUUACGACAGGAAGCGAAAUGACCCAAUAUUACAGGCUUCACCGUUACGGAUGGGGAUCCAUGUGGUGCUAUAACAUGAAAAUAGAAGAAUUGUUCAUUUUGAGUGAUAUGGCAUUUUUCUUUUAUUACUACUGUUUCUACGUUUAUGUGCCUCUUUUUGUGUCAGUUUAUUUCUUAUUUCUUCGGUCUUGUGUUUAUAUUAAAUGAUGAAAUGUUUUAGAUUUAUAAUGACAACAAAAGAAGUAUCACUUGUGGUUAGUUGCCUUGUUGUUCAAGUAGUGCAAUUUACAUAUUUUUAAAGCAAUGAUCCAGGGUUUGAAGAGUUAUAGUUUUGCCACUUAAUGAUGGAUCGCAGUCUAUAACUGUUCCUGUAGUCUGUUUUUGUAUCUUUGGCUUUCCAAAUAGCAAAGAUUUUUUUUUUUUUAAACUUAAUAUUACUUUUUUAUGACUGACACAAACCAGAAGUUCCCACUGUUUCAACAGGAAAUUGUCAAGCUCUACCAAAUGUCAAGUUAGUGUUCUUGACAUUUUUGCCUCUGCACACUAAUGGCAAAACAAGGAUAAAAGUUAUGCUACCAUAGCAACGUUGUUUAGGGGAUGAAAGUCAUUGUCCGGCUUUACAAAGACAGCAUUCCAGUUAAUAUUAUAAAUGUAUAUAAUCUGUACAGUCGAAACAGGAAAUGACCACCAAACAAAUAUUGGUAGAUGUUAUAUCUACGCCAGCUAGGUCUCAGAAAAUGUUGUGAAAUGAGCACAAUGUUUGAAAACUUUUCAGAGGAGGAAGCAUGGAUAGAAUCAAAACUGUCUUAGCGACUAAACUGAAAUUUUCGCAAACCUAAAAAAAAUGGAGCAUUAGCUAGCCCAAACCAAUCUGUUUUGGACACUAAACAAAACCACAAGCUAACCUGAAAAAUGCUGUUUUGGUUGCUAUACCUGCAAUUUCUUUUAGUAGCAAAACCGAAUGAGCUAACCUGAAUCCAAACCAUUUUAGCAGCAAAGCUGAAAUGUUAUUUAAUCUGACACAAACUGAGCUAAAUAGCCAACCAAAUUUGUUAUGCGUCAAACUAAACUAAUAGCUAACCUGAGCCAAACUGUUUUAGCCACUAAACUGAAAUGUUAGCUAGCCAGAAAUUUGUUUUAAUCGCUAAACAGAAGAGCUCACCCAAACUUUAUUAGCCAUGCAACUGAAAUGUUAGUAAACCUGAAACAAACUGUUUUAGACACCAAAGUUAACCGUUAGCCACCCUAAACCCAACUGCUAUGCUAAAUUGAACUUUCAGCUAACAUGAACAAAAGUGUUUAGCUGCUGAAUUAAUAGUUAGCUAAUCUUUUUGAUAAACACAAGAAAACGGUUAGUCUAUUACUGAUAACCGUAAAAUGACAUUACACAAUGUCUUUUCAUAGUUUGUGCUUAUUUAACGUUUCAUGAGAUUUCAAACAUCAGGCUGACUUCUAAAAUAGUGAAAUAGCCUCGAUUUGCGGAAUCACUGAUGUUGGUGGACAUUAUGUGCAUUAUGUAUUAGUUCAUGUAUAUUAUACAUGAUAAAAUGUAUUGUCCAAAAUACUUUGUGUGAAAUGUGUGCAAUACAUUUUGAAAGCCAUAAUUCUUUUGCUAGUUGCCUUUAUACACUCAAGGACACAAUAGCUUCUUUUUCCCUUUGUCCUUCUUAUUGAUACAUAUUUAUGCCAAAAACGCACUGGACGCACUCUUUUAAGUGUAUAUUUGUCUUGACUUGUUGGAUAAUCUUCGAGAAGAUUAAGAAAGAGUGUGCACUACUAAUGCUUCUGGUGCGUUUAUGCGAUAUAUAUCCCAUCUGACCUCUAGCUAGCUUGGCUGCUCUGACGCUGUACACCCAUAUAAUCAUAUAUAAUAAUGUUUGCACAUGACUUGAUCAGCCACAAAGAGUGGUAUGACUCUGACUCAUCAAUCUAUCAGGAAUGUGUACCACAAUGUUCUGAUUUGAUAAUUUGGGAACUCUGUUGUUGUUUAACAGUGUGAUUAAAUGUCUGUCAGAAUUCUGUAUCUUCAUUUAUUUCCAGAACUGGCUUGUAACAACUAAUGCUAACAGAACUUCUUCUUUUUUUUUUUGGAUCCAAGCAGAAACAAGAAUAAAGUCUAAAUGUGUCUCGAGAUUUUUGAUCCUGUCAAAAGUAAAUUUGGCCUCAAUAAAAACAUUGUAUUUGAUUAAUAAUUGUGUCAAGUUCAGUUUGGUUUUGAUUUAUUAACAUUAUAUUAUGGACACAUAUUUAUUGACUUACUGUAAGUCUGAAGUUAUGUUACUCAGCUGAUCUGUCAGCUUGAAGUCUCUAGUGAUCUGUGUUUGUUCCAAACUCAGAACCAAAUAAAUUCAUCUGAGCUUAAAUUCUA
Siniperca chuatsi (mandarin fish) is the source of this 8031-nucleotide messenger RNA. RefSeq names its product tetratricopeptide repeat protein 39B. Gene Ontology annotation, molecular function: protein binding. The transcript has 19 exons. The record is from RefSeq and is a predicted model, not a curated record. Bases 309 to 2051 code for a protein of 580 amino acids. Lineage: Eukaryota; Metazoa; Chordata; Actinopteri; Centrarchiformes; Sinipercidae.